Porites evermanni is the source of this 444-nucleotide messenger RNA. NCBI's taxonomy places the organism in Eukaryota, Metazoa, Cnidaria, Anthozoa, Scleractinia, Poritidae. The record is from the annotation of a GenBank genome assembly.
AUGGGGCUAUCUAGAGUGUUCGGCAAGUUGCGCUUCCGUAUCACACCAUUCUCUGCAAGUUGGCGGUUUCGUCGCCCAGGAUACUGCGAAAAAUUCACCAGCAAAGAGGACCCCUUGAUCAAGGAAGGCUACAUUUGGAAGCAAAGCAAAUCCACUCCGUGGAAACGGCGAUGGAAAAGGCGAUAUUUCAUCCUGUCCGGGGACAAGUUAUAUUUUUUGAAGGAAAAAAGCGAGGAGUCUGUUUCGGCAAAGAUCGUUCGAAUUUUGGACAUUGUUUCGAUGAUGGUAGAAGAUUUUGGUUUUCGACGAAAGAAAUUUGGAUUGCGCCUGCGAGCGAACAACAAGGAAUCAUACAUUGUGAGUUGUAAUAGCGAAGCGGAAAGAAACGACUGGAUAACCGCCGUACUUACAGCAAAAUCUUACAGUUUGGUUGAACAUAAAUAA